UAAUGGAAGACAGCCAAACAGAGAAUGUUGCUGAAGACAAGGAUGCUAAGAAAGUUGGAGAAGAAGAAGAAGAAGAUGAAGAGGAAGCAGAAUCUAAAAAGUUAACCUACAAAAAGUCUAAAUGGGAGCUGGAUACAUUCAUCCUUGCUGCUGUCUGUCUCCCUACAGACAAACUGGACGGCAUCAGAGUCAGCAAGAAGCACAUCGCAGAGCAUCAAAGCCUGAACGACUACCUGCAGCUGGACCAGAUGGACGACGAUUAUUUCCAGAGGGAGUCUGUGCCUGGCAAAAAACGGGUUCGCUGGGCUGACCUGGAGGAGAAGAAAAACCAGAACCGACGGAGAAACUUGGGAUUUAUCGUGGGGCAGACACAGCAGGACUGGGACCGAAUCACUGACCAUGAACUUGCCAACAAAGCCCUGAACCAGACAAAAUAUUUCUACAAGAAUUAA
Candidula unifasciata is the source of this 452-nucleotide messenger RNA. NCBI's taxonomy places the organism in Eukaryota, Metazoa, Mollusca, Gastropoda, Stylommatophora, Geomitridae. The record is from the annotation of a GenBank genome assembly.